UUUUUUCACUAUAAAUAUCUUUCACUGAUUCUAUUAUUACUGAAUUUUAUUUUUUCCAACACUAUAAAAAGGAAGGAGGAAUUGAGUGAGACGUCCAAAGAAUAGACAUUACAAGGAAAAUCUACUGCUUCAGCCUUCGAGUACUGCGAAACAAAAGCCGCCUAUGAUGGCCACGCCUCCGGCCCCGGCCAAGGGCACCGCCGCGGCCACUGCCACUGCCACUGCCACUGCCACUCCCACGGCCGCGGCCACCUUUCAACACCGCGUUCCUCCUAGCGACGAUGAUUGCACAUCGGAGGCCUUUAUAAAUCCAACCCUUUUACGGUGGAUGAGAGCCCUUGCCCGAGGUUACCAAAGCCUGCUAGAUAAGUGGAACCCUUACGUUCUUAACCGGUGGAUCGCAUCAUCUAUACUCCUAAUUGUGUAUUUUCUGAGGGUUCUUUAUCUCCGAGGCUUCUUCGUAGUCUCCUAUGGACUCGGUAUUUACCUGCUCAGCCUUUUGAUCGGUUUUAUUUCCCCAAAAGUCGACCCGGAUCUUGAGGGCCCAACCCUGCCCACCCGGAGCUCCGAUGAGUUCCGCCCUUUUGUCCGUCGACUUCCGGAGUUCAAUUGCUGGUACUCAUUUACCGUAGCAGUCUGCAUCGCAUUGGUAUUGACGUUCUUCAGUGCACUGGAUGUUCCUGUUUUCUGGCCAUUACUGGUCUUUUACUGGGUUGUUCUGUGCAUACUUACUCUGAGGAAACAGAUAUUACACAUGAUGAAGCACAAGUAUGUGCCGUUUACAGCUGGGAAGAAGGUUAAAUUUAUCCCCUCUUAUGUCAGAUAUUGUUCUAUUCAUUCCAUUGAAGUUAGUCUUGAACUAUUGUUCAGUUAUGUCUUAGAAAUUUAUUCUUUUCCCCAGACGUAUGGCAAGAAGAAAUCUCAUUCAUCGGAGAAUGUGAGCCUUUCGGCAUAGGCAGACAUGCAGGUUACUAUAUUCUUUUAGAAUUUUCUUUUCUCUUGUAGCGCACUUUGUAAGGUUACAAUUUCUCAACUGAUGCAGAUUUCUAAAUACAUGUUUCAGUGGCGCUACACCAUAUUCCCUGGGAAGCUGGAGAUUUUACAGGAGAAGGGACCAACUAUGGGAUAAUACCAUCACCUAUUCUAGUGAGAACUUUCUGUAUAGAUGGAACUUAGAAGUAGACUUGGUUCCUAACUAAAUUAGUGCCUAUAUAAUGAUAUCUUUUGUCUUAGGAGUUUGUCUAGCAUGCAUAAUAUGCUGACAUCAAAUUGGAAAAUCAAGUCCAUUUGGGGUAGCUUAACUAGUCUAGCACUUCUGACUUGUUAAAGAAUGGAAAAUACUGUGUUAAAGAGGUAAAUUUUGCAGCUGCUUUGGAUUUUACAAAGGAUGCAAGCUCUCUUUGCAUUAACAGUUUUAACUAUUGGCAUUUGACCGGUACCAUUCUUCUUUAUAAGUUUAUAUUGCUAAUUCUAGCGCAAGCUCGUCCCAGCAAUCGCAUUAAGUUACUCUUUCGGUCUCAAAAUGAAAAUGGAUGUCAUGUUUGUUAUAUUUUGGGAGAGAGGAAGUAUAUGUAGUUGGUGUACCGCAUCUUUGUAGUAAAUGACACAAAGCAAUCCAAUCCACUCUUUAUACUUGGGUAGUACAUGUAAAACACACUCACUAGUUCUCAAAAUCAUUUCGGGUUGGAAGCAUCAAAGGGCAAUGAAUAAAAAAGACUCUGCGUCUCUGCUUGGAAGCAUCAGAAGGACACAAGAUCAUUGGUGGUCUGUGAUAGCCAUAAACUCCAAUCAUAUAGACCCACAACAAUCUGUAUAGUGUAUAGCAAUUUUGUCUUCGCAACAUUUGAUGUAGACAGUCCCCUUCAGAAGUUCCUUAAGAUGGUGGUCUGUAAUAGCCAUAAACUCCAUAAAAUGUUUGUGCAAACGUUAGCACCAGUAAGACCACAGCAGCAACAACUGAGAUAACUGCCCAAGGGUUAUUGAAAUAUUUAUGGCAAAGAGUUGCCCGCCAAGUGUUCCAUCUAUGAUCGCAAUAGCGGUUUACUUGCCCCGAUAACGGCGAAAGAUAACUGUCACUUAUGUCGAAAACCACUUCUUGGCACAGUCGAUUAAACAGGUCAGCUACUUCAGCAUCACUACCAAGCCAAUGCUCAAUAAUUCCGUAAUGAUGUAGAAUGCUCACAUCUUCGGGGGAGUUGAUCAAGUUAUCCAUGAAGAUCACAUACGAUGUAAUGUAAUUGGUGCUGUCAAGAUGACAUUGUUCGAAGGCGAUGAGGUUGAGAAAAAGGGACAUCGUACCAUCAUGGAUUAGAAGCCGAGGAAUCUUGAGGACUCCAUCCUUGAAUUUGACAUCCCAGAACCGGUCUGUUUUCCGUUUCUUAAAGUUAAUUCCGGCUUCUCUCAACUCUGUGACACAGUGAAUGAGCUGCUGCCGGCGCUUAUCUGCAACCCGGUGGGAAUUAGACCAUUUCUUCACCCAAACUUUUGGAGUUGGUUGAGGCCCUGAUCUCAGUAGACUCCUCCGGAAGACAUCCAGGCAAUGUACCCCUCCAAAGUCUGCUAGUGGAUCAAAAGCAGAGGUAUGUCCCAUAGAAAUUUCAAGUUUAUGCCUAUCACUUUUACUCAAAGGCUCAUCAGUCGGCGUUAAAGGAUCGAAAAACCUUAAAGCAAGCUUGCUUACAAUGCCUUUAAGAUCAGGCUGCCCAACUUGAAUGCCAAACAGACGAUCCAGUACAAACAGAGGAAUUUGAUUCUCCAGCAUUAUCAUAUCCCUUUGAAUGGAAUGCAUUGAUCCACGCAUCGAGAAGAUGGGAUCACUUCUCGAAUACCCCAAUUGACUGAACCCUUCCGCGACACCGCGAAACAGCUCCAGAAUGAAACAACCAUCAAGGACCAUCAUUUCCACGAACUCAUCACUGCUGAGGCAAAUCUGUCCUUCAUAACAAGCCCGAGCUCUUUCUUCGAGUUCUUUCACUGCAUCAAGAUAUAGUUUUAUGUCGUGAUUGGUCCUCUGGAGGAUAUGUGAAACAGCGCGCCAUUUGUGAGGAUCCAUGUUUCGUAGUCUUCGCUUGUUGUGAUGAUAAGGUCCUAAUGAAACAAUCUGAGGAAGAAAACAUUUGUCAUUUCCCUCUCGCAAAUAUUGAGGUAUUCUGUAAAUGCAGAGUUUGGACCAAGUAUUUGCACUAUCAUCUUGGUAAGCAUGAUCCAGUUUUUGCCUGAUGCUAAUCACCCAAUCAGAUUCUGGUGAUUUGGGACCUUCUUCAACUCUGGCAGUUUCAUCUUUGAUCACUACUUGCAAUGAAUCAGAGGGUUGAUGCUUUUCUUCCUGCAGCUGCUGUUGAGGUGGUGGUUGGGGCUCUGUAAAUUCAAUUGAUCUCGACGUAGAGGCGCCGGAUGUCGCCGGAUUUUGACCGUCUGGAACUCCGGCUCCGACUGUUUCAUUGAGUUUUAGUGUGAUCAGAUACCAACUCAGAAGAUCUUUGUUGAACACAGCAACCAUUUUGUGGUUGAUGAGUUUGAUCUAAUCUGUACUUUUUCUGAGUUUCUCUAUUUGGAGAUGAUAAUGAUUAAGGAACAGAAGCUUGAACAUUAUGAUUUCUUUGGGGAAUCUUAGACCUUUAAAAUAAUGGAAUCAAACACGUUGCUUGUGUACAAUAAAUGGGGUAGAUCAUCUUGGCAUAAUUCUGAGACGUUGGAGUUGACCCAAUCCAACUCUACUGCCCACAUGCCCUCUAUAAUAUCUUUGAAACACGAAAUCCUAGUUGUCAUUGCUUGUUUCUUCUACUUUAAACAUUUAGUCGUUGAAUUGGGGGAUUCGCGAAUAAGCAGAUGUGCAUCUUGCAGUAAAUUUUGAGUAACAAAUGAUAUUCUCG
Molecule: messenger RNA, 3872 nt
Organism: Oldenlandia corymbosa var. corymbosa
Lineage: Eukaryota; Viridiplantae; Streptophyta; Magnoliopsida; Gentianales; Rubiaceae
Source: the annotation of a GenBank genome assembly